AUGCCUUGCAGCAGCAACGAUACGGGAGCGGGAGGCAGCUGGGUGGAGACUUGCUCGCCAGCCGCGUUUCUGAUCUCCCCCGUACCUCCUCACAGCUCCAGCAGCAGAGAGCGCCCGGGUUCGUCUUUAAGAAGCGUGCCUGGGGACGGUCGGCGCUCUUCCGCGCGUAGCUCCAUAUUUCUCUCCCGGGUAAUUUCCUCGCAGCCCGCGCCGUCUUCACCUCCUGCGGGCGCGCCUUCUCAGAUCGCUGCGUAUUCGCAGCCAAGUCAGCACUUCCCCUCUCGUCCUCAUUCGGCGUUGGGGAAGGCGGGUCUUCCUUCACAGACGGGCGCCAGCUCUGCGCCUGGGCAGCAGUCCUCCUUACAGAAUGCUGGAGCCGCAGGAAGAUCCCUGGAUGUGUAUUCAGCAGCCCCGGCGGGUGGCGAAUCUGCCUUACUCAUGAGCCGAGAGCGCGGAGAGCGAGACGGUUCUGCUUCCGGGGGCAGUGCAAGGGUGAGAGAUGGAGGCAGAGCCAUGCAAAGUGACUCUUCUCAAGAGGUUGUGCCUUCCGGCCGUAGCCUCAUGCAGGCGCCCUCCGAGGUCCGCGGCGUGUCGUCGACCGGCCUCUGGGCCUCCACACAGUUCGAGGAGUCCGCAGCUUCCCCGACUCGGCGGCCAGCAAGGAGAGACGGCAGUGCCGAUGCGGGGAGGGACGGAGGCGAGACGGAGGGCGAAGCGGCAGGAGUGGUGUUUUACACGCCUCUUUCGUCGCCGCUCAAAGUCUAUUCGGCCUCGUCGUCGCGCGACCAUACUUUUGUUCUCUCUCCGCGGGAGCCCCCGACAGACCAGGCGGUGAGCGCGGCGGCGGCGGCGCCCGGAGCGCCCGCGGCGGAGGCACAGCGGGAGUAUUCGAGGGAGUCGAGUGCGGGAUCGGUCGACUGGAGCGCGAUGUGCAGCCGAACAUACACGCCGAAGCUCGGGCUUCUUCAGAGGUGCUACGAGGAGACAGAUGCGCGACAGGACGAAGAAAACGACGAUGAUUCAGACGUGUCCAUUUCCUCGUUGCCCGCCUCGAGCAGUGAUGCUGCUUUCGCCUCCAGACCUGCCGUGCCCUCUACGUCUGCGCCCAGUGCCUGCCGCCUGCGCGGCAGGCACGCCCGCGGCGACGAGGGCGGCCAGGUGUACAGACAGUUGCCCACGGGCACCUCGAGUCGACCAGUCCUCCGCCACCCUUGCCAGCGUCCUCUCUGCUGGAAGCGAACGCGGAGACUCGAGGAGAGGCCUCGGGACGUCUGUCCCGUUGACGACUCGUCGGCGGUGCCUUUUGAAGAGAAGAGGCGGUCUCUGGGGCGGCGGGGGUUCCAGGAAGGAGUGCGGUGGGCAGCGAGUCGCGCGGGAUACGGGGACGGUGGUGGAGACGGACGAGAUGAGCAGAGUGCGAGAAACGCAGUGAGCGGGCGGGCGAGAGCAGAGACAGGCGCAAGCGACCUGUCUGUCACCUCUGCAGGUCGUGAUAUUCGGGGACGGCCAGCAAGGGCAGGUCGUUCUUCAAGCGCCUCCAAGCAGCUCCAACGGCGCGUUGUCGGCGAACCGUGGUCGGAGAACAGGCAUUCGUCUGCGGACGCCGAUGCGUUUUCCUGCGAAGAAGGUUCCCCGCUGUUUGUAUCUCCCGUUGGCGAUGGCGCUCUACAGGAACCGGAUGAAGGCACAAGCCGCGGGCUCCCUACGCUAGGGGCCGCGUUCCCCACUGGUGACGCUUCUGCUCUCCUGGCUUCAACCUCAGCCUCUGCGGGAGAGGACGCUGUCUGCUUGCCGGGCAGAGCUGAGGAGACGUCGCGCGGAGGCGAGAUGGAAAACGCCUCUUCUCCAAGAGGCAACACGGUCGCGCGGCCUCUGCGGACCGGCGUGGCGUGUGACUUCUUCACACCGGGCGACCAGGAGGAAGAGAGGGAGAGCAGGAGGCGCGUUUCUGCGAGGAGACUGCAUCCCGAAAGCGGCCGGACGGAGGGAGGCGCUGAAGAGUCCCGCCGCAGAAGGUCGCUGGGGCCCGAAGGCUGGGACAGCUUCGACGACGAGGACAGCGAAGCGUCCGAGUCUUCUUACCGGAGAAGGCCUGGAUGGCAACGCCGUCUUCCUGCGCGAGAGACAGGUGACACUGCGGCCAAGAGGGGCCCUGAGGCGCUUCAGGCCGGUCCCUUUCGGACUCGAAGGGACGGGAAGCCUCUACGGCAGACGUCGCCGAGUCGGUACUCGUGGGUGGAGGCGGCGUCUGAGGACGAAAUUGACUACGAGGAUAGGCGGCUUCCGAAGCGACGUCGUUUCUCGCUGUCGACUCUGGAGCCUCAAAGCUCGUUCGAAGAAGACAUGCCACCCGCCGACGCGGCGUCGCUGCCCUUGCCUUCGGCCUCUGGCCCUGCAGAGACAGUCUGCUCUUCUGAGUCCUCGUCAGCACCUGCGGCUCUGCUGCACGUAGCUUCUUCCUUGCCGCUCCCUGAGCCUUCGCUUUCGUCUUGCUCGGUGUCUCCUGCCUCAGCGACCAGCAGCAGCCUCCACACCGCCAAGGCGGACUCUGCCGUCGCGGCGUUGCUGGCGGCCCCCCCGCCGCCGCCGUCGCGUCUGCUGCGCAAGAGAAAGAGACAGAGCGCAGGGGGCGUCGCGAGGCGCAUGCUGCUCCACGGUCCGGGCUUCGCGGGCGCCCGGUUUCCGUCCGCAGACGAGGCGACUUUGGUGAACAGUCUGGGCACCGCUUUGACGGCGGAGGAGACCCUCGAGCUUCGUCAGCGAGAAGAACAAGAGCGUCUGAGGCGGCAGAUGCUGGAGAGGAAACGAAAAGAGGAAGAAGAAUGGGCGGCUGCAGAGCUUGCGCGACUGCAGCAGCAGAGGCGGGAGGAAGAGAAGAAGGCAGCUGCGCUGGCUGCCGCGGGAGCUGCGAAGGCGCGGGAUGCAGGAGCAGCGGCGGCCGCCGGGACUUCAUCUGCCUCGCCUCAGUUUGUCUUCGGUGCGCGCCGGCCGGAGGCGGACAAAGCCUCCGCCGAUUCGAAAGCGUCUGCAGCUCUGUCUGGGCUUUCUAUGGGGAACGGGCUCGCGGGUGCGUCUCCAAAGAGUUCCAACCUCCCCAUUCUCACGUUGUCGAGCAAGGCCCUGUCGGCGCCUGCUGGUGGGCAGACCUCAUCCGCUUCGCCUGCCAAUGGCCUCGCGUCAUCUGUAGAGAAACCGGCCGCCCCCACCACGGCAGGGAGCACAGGCACGGGGAAUAUUUCCAUCCCAGUUCUCGCUCCGGGGCAAAGGAGACCUCGACUGACAAUCAUUCGUUCCUCAGCGAGCAGCGGAAACCAGAGUGCAGCUGCGGGAGGAACCAGUGGCGCGCCUGCCGCUGCGGCCGGGCCUGAGGGAGGCGUGGUUUCCACCUCUUCCAACAGCCGCGCUCCGGUCUUUGGCAACGUGGGCGCAAAUUCCUCCGUGGCGCUGCCCGCCAAGCCUGCGUCGGGGGCGGACGCGGGAUCUCUCUUUGGCGCGGCUGGCGCAGGUGUCUCUGCAGCAGCCCACCGCCAAGCGUCGCCUCUGUGGGGGGGGAGCGGCGACCCGGGCGGACAGCCUGCUGCAUCGGCGGGGGCCGCUCCCCCAGCGGACGGUCUUCUGCCCGGCUUUGGGACGGCAGGCCUGGGAGUUGCCGGCGGCAUCGCUGCGCCAGGAGCCGCAGCCCCCUUCGGAGGGGGGCUCGGAGGCGGAUUCCAAGACGGUGGACUGGCGCCUGCUGCUGGAGGCGCAAAUCCCUUCGCUUUUCAGCGCGGCGGCCGAGGAGGUCGGGGCGGCCGAGGCAGAGGAGGCCGGAGGCGGUGA
This is a messenger RNA of Besnoitia besnoiti, 3819 nucleotides long. RefSeq lists its product as uncharacterized. The coding region runs from base 1 to 3819 and encodes 1272 amino acids. The record is from RefSeq and is a predicted model, not a curated record. The transcript is spliced from 3 exons. NCBI's taxonomy places the organism in Eukaryota, Apicomplexa, Conoidasida, Eucoccidiorida, Sarcocystidae.